Messenger RNA from Amaranthus tricolor (Joseph's coat), 4633 nucleotides. RefSeq names its product LEAF RUST 10 DISEASE-RESISTANCE LOCUS RECEPTOR-LIKE PROTEIN KINASE-like 1.2. Gene Ontology annotation, molecular function: polysaccharide binding. The coding region runs from base 2853 to 3680 and encodes 275 amino acids. The transcript has a single exon. The record is from RefSeq and is a predicted model, not a curated record. Lineage: Eukaryota; Viridiplantae; Streptophyta; Magnoliopsida; Caryophyllales; Amaranthaceae.
AGUAAGUUUUUAUAUCUGUUUAUGUGUGAUUGUCAAAAUAGUUUAUUAGCCUAUUUUAGUUUAUUUUGAUUUGAUAUGAACAGAGGAGCGGGUGUUUCUUAAGCCGAGUUACUCUUUGACCAAUCGUUAUGGGUAUGAGUUGUCGUCUUUUUCAGCUCCCUGAUCUUGAUCAUAGUUUUUCCUUGAGCGAUGAUGAUGAUGAGAGGAUUGUGUGUUCAAACUAUUUAAUGCUAAUGUUUGGUAAAUUAGUUCGUUGAAACAGGUUAUUGAUCUGCUUAAAUUAGCUGGUGGGUUUAAAUUAGCUGGUCAAACCUAUCAGCUAUCAAUUGUUUGCAAACACCCGUUUAUUAUUUGAUUUUGAUUAAAUCUAGAUUGACCUAUGAUUCAUGUUUAUCUCUUUUGUGAAAGUACUCUUAAUUUCAUAUUGGAAUUUGGAGGAGAUGUUUAUGGAGUAAUCUACACACUAAUCAGACUUUAGUUCUUACAUUAAUGGGGAGUUAAAGGAUGAUAGACUUUAUUAAUGGUGAAUAGUUUUAAGGAUAUUUUUAUUUUUCUAUGAUUUCUAGAUUAAUAUAAUAAUUUCCAUAAAAAGGGACAAAAAAAUUAAGAUGAGAGGAGUUGCUGAGCUCUAUUUUAGUUUUUGUCACUUUUAAUUUGUAUAAAUUUUCAUUUUUAGUUGUUUGCACCGAUCAUGUAACCCUCAUUUAUGCAUUAAUUUGUAUUAAUUUUUAUUUUUAACUUUUUAAAUAUUAUUUAUGCAAUUUAUUCAAUGUCUGUCCUUUAAUAUCACAUUUUGAUCGACUUUACAUAUUUUUUUAGUAAGUUUUAGGUUGUGAAAUUGUUGAAACCAUGAAUACCGAAUUCUUUAUGCACCUUUGAUCUGUUAGUCCUUUUAGUAGUUGCCCAUUUUCUAUUUCCUCUUUGUAUUUUCUUCUACUCAACUUUCUCUUGUUGCUGACAUCUUCAGCAUUUGUUUUUAAGCAAAGAUUAGCUUUUCAUCCUUUCUCUUACGUCAAACUCCAUUUUCUUUACUCUCUUUGUCCCGGUGAGAUUGAAUCAAGGAGAAAAUGAAUGACUCUUAAAAAAAGUAUGAAAAAUUGUGAAAAUAUAAUGUUAAACGAAGAGAGAAUGAAUCGUGUGGAUAAUAUAAAAGAGAAUUUAAAUGUGUGAUUGAUAUGAUAUCAAAAGAAAGCAGUAGGGUUCAUUUUCUAAUAGAAAAUACUUUAAAAUGAGUGGGACAAUUUAAAAUAAAAAUUGAUGCAAAUUAAAAGGAACAGAACAUAAAAGUGGUAGUUCUGAGUGCAUGCACGUAACCCAAAAAUAAGGGUAGUUUAUCAAGUUACUGUAUAAGUCUCAAAUUUCUGAAAAAAAUAAAAUAAAGUGGGCCUAGAAAACUUAUUAAGCAUUGGAGCUAUUGGGCCAAAACGUCGUCGUGUUGUAUAAGUUUUUUCAACUUUACUAAACCAAUAUUACUCAUACUAUAAAGGUAUGAAAAAUGAUUUAUAGCCUAAUACAAGAGAUAUCUUAUAAUUUCUGUUGUUAUAUAGUGGUAUGACAACCUUAUCACUCCGGCAGUUCAGCUACCGACAUCAUUGUUUCGUUACUGCAUUUUUUCACUAUAAUUCGAGUGUUAAGUUAAUAAUCAUAUUGUGCCCUGAUAAUAGCUAGUAUUUAUACACACAAUAUGAAGGUCGUAAUCAUUUGGAAGAUCAUACUAUCCAAUUUCUAAAAUUUAUUGUUCCUUCCUGUUUGUUACUCUCUCCUCAUUGACUAAAAAUAGAUUAUACAUCUUUCACUUUAUUCAAUAUGGAAGACUUUGCAAAACCCUGAAAGAUACAUUUUCUUUUUUUAUUUUUCCAAGAAGAAUAUUCUUAGAUGUUCAAAGGGUCUUACUUUCUGUGUGAAUGAUAUUUUUUCAGUCAUUCUUUAGAGUUUGUAACCUGAUUUUGACCAGAUGAUUAAUCUUAUGGAUUAAUUGUUUAUUGUCAAUUGGGAUAGAUUUCAACUCCUCUAAUAGGCUUUCUUAGACUUCUUGUUUUGAUGUACGCGUUCAGAUAUGAACAUUCAAGGAGAUAAUACACUUAGCAGCCUAAUCUUUGCCUUUGUUCCCUUGUUUUGGUUGGUCCAUUAUUUGUAAUUCUUUGUUUCGGAUUAUAGUGAACUAUAUGCACUUCUUAUUUAUCUGGUGUUACAUAUGAUACUUGUUACCAAAGGUCAAUCAGAAUUAAUCUCUUUGUUAAAAGUAAGUUUGUGUACAUCUGACCAUAGUGUAAAAACAAGGCUGCAUCGCAUCGUAUCGGCCUCGUUGUAUAGGUUUUAAAAAACAACGAAAUGAUAUUUACCGCGUUAUAUAGGUGUAAUUACAUGUUUCGGGCAUUAUCAAGGAAUAUCUUACGGUUUUAACUGAUAUUUAGGCGCUACGAGAACUGCAUUACUCUUGUUACCACAUCACCUUUCUGUUACCUCGAUUGCGAUCGUUACCGCAUCUUUACACUAUGCAUUUGACGUCCAAACCCCACCUUAGAUAGCAGUGCUUAUUUGCAUUGGGUGAUGGGAUGUUGAGUUAUUGUAGCCUGAUAUUUGCUUAAAUUUACAUAUAAAAAAAGCUGUGACAGAAUUCAUGUUAUACAUCUUUUCUAAAAGGGGAAUUUAUUGGUCUACCAAUACCUUUCAAAAAGUUAUGGUCAAGCUAUAGAAUAGUAAAUUGCAGAAAAUAUGGAACGGAGCAGGUAAAAUACCAAGUCAAAGAACUGUUUUAUCAAACUUCCAUUUAUGUCGGAGUUUAUGUAAUUGAUCACAAUUUACAGUUCAUCUAGUUUCAUCAGUUCAUUUUCUUGCCACACUUUCCAAAAAUGAGUUCUAUAUAUAACCUCUUAAGCCUACUGAUUUCGAUUCUCUUCUUUCUGAUACAUCAUUCUUUGGCCAUUGAUGAUUAUUUUCGAGAGUGCGAGCCUAGAGUGUGCGGAACCAAUACCAUUACGUAUCCUUUCUACAUUCGAGGAGAACAUAAAUCCUUCUGUGGUCUUCGAGAUUUCGAAGUCACUUGUAAUAGCCUAAAUCACACAAUCAUCAAUGUCUCCGGUGAUGAAUACGCUAUUCUUAAGAUCCUUUACCAAAAUCAGUCGAUGAAUGUUAUUAACAACGCCUUCCUGAAUCUUAGUUACAAUUGUGAUGCUCCAAUUCAUAACUUCACCCUAGACGACAAAAGAUUCGAGUUUUCUUGUAAUAAAAGUGAGAUAUACAUGUUGCAUAACUGCAAUAUGGAAGCUAGAAAGAGCAUAAGGAAAUAUAACGAGUUUUCGUGUGUUUAUGGUAACAAAUUUAAGAGUGAACUUCUUAUAUAUGCUCAACAGAUGAACUGGAGAACUUUUAGUGGCAAGUGUGAAAAGGUUGUUGCCGUGCCAUAUGAAGGUCGGGCUUUUGAUGAUAUUGUGGAUGUGUUGAAAUCGGGAUUUCAGCUGAAAUGGAAAGCGGCUAAUUGUAGUGAGUGUAGUAAUAGUGGAGGACGAUGUGGGUAUAGAAAUGAAACGAGUUCGGAAAUGCAGUGUUUCUGCCCUCGUGGUGUUUAUGCUCGUACUUGCGCGAGUGAGACUCUUAAUAUGUUUCUUCUUCUAUCUAUGUCUUUCUUCUCACAUUAUCAUAUUGUUCUGGUUUAUAUGUUGCCUUUUUUAGUGCUUUAAGUCUGUAAAACAAUGAGCCACGGAUUACUUAUUAAUCUCUUUUCUCACUGUCAUAUGAUUCACUAAUCUCCUUACGAAUCACGAAUCAAAAAAUUGAAUUAUGGUCGGUUUUGGGUAUUUUAGGGUCAUUUUGAGUGAAUUGCGAAACUGAAAAACAAAUUAACUGGCGAAUCAUGUUACAAUGUCUUUUCUUCUAGUAUCUCAACCUUUCCGUAAUAAGAGUAACCAUUUAGAUAAUGAUGUAAGGUAGUUUUGCCAUCGUUUCUAGUUUUACCGCUUCCAAUGUUCAAGAACAAGAACCUAAAAUCUACUUGCUCUCUAACUAAGGUAAUACCCGAUUCUCUUGAAUAUAUUUAACCUCCAAGACUUCAGUUUAUUAAUGAAGAAAUUCAAAUACAUGUCAUAUACCAAUGCGACCAUCAUUGUGUAGAAAACUCUUUGCAGGAUUGAAUCGAUGAAACCAUUAGUUCUGCUUUUAUUUCGGUAACUUACUUGGUACUACGUAUAAGUCGGAUAGAUGAAACACCAUUGAGUUUCCUUUAUGGAUAUCCUGAAGCCAUGUUUUUAAUUAGAGGUGUUCAAAACAGACUCAAUGACCCAAAAUUUACCCGACCUUGUAGUCGACCCGAAUUGACCCGACUUCAAAAAUGAUUUACAAUUAUGUAAAAAAUAAUAUGGGCACAAAUCCGAUUUUAAAACGACCCGAAACACAUAACCCGAAAUCAACCCGAUGACCCAAUGAACACCACUAUUUCUAAUUGUAGUCAUGCAUCAAAUGCAUAUGCCUCCACCCGUAGAUAUUCGCGUAUAUUAUUAUAGGAAAAAAUCUAUAUUGUGUAUGAGAUGAUACCCUUUGCUUUUCUUUUUAGUUCGAGAAAUCUUUUCAUCCAUAUCAUUCAUUCAUUUUAGGUUUUUUGCAUUUUUUCGAACUCAUGGAAUUGCUAAGCUGCAAA